Molecule: messenger RNA, 1356 nt
Organism: Trachymyrmex septentrionalis
Lineage: Eukaryota; Metazoa; Arthropoda; Insecta; Hymenoptera; Formicidae
Product: lachesin-like
Cellular component (GO): neuron projection
Source: RefSeq, a predicted model, not a curated record
AUGGAUGGGUUCCAGACGAUUGAGCGGCGUACCGGCUUUCUGUUUCAGGUGGCAUGGCUGCGGGUGGACACGCAAACCAUCCUGACGAUAGCCAAUCACGUGAUAACGAAGAAUCACAGAAUCGGCGUCACGCACAGCGAGCACAAAACGUGGCUGCUACAUAUACGUGAUGUCCGUGAGAGUGAUCGAGGGAACUACAUGUGUCAGAUAAACACUGACCCGAUGAAGAGUCAGAUUGGUUAUUUGGAGGUUGUAGUUCCGCCGGAUAUUUUGGAUUAUCCUACGAGUACAGAUAUGGUGGUGAGAGAGGGCAGUAACGUUUCGUUGCGUUGUGAAGCAACAGGGUCACCGACGCCAAACAUCACCUGGAGGAGGGAAGACGGCGAGUUGAUAAAUCUUGGAAACAAUCAGGAAGUCCCCAGCAUUGAUGGACCGGUUUUCAAUAUCACGAAAGUGAACAGGUUGCAAAUGGGAGCGUACCUUUGCAUCGCGUCUAAUGGCGUACCGCCAACGGUCAGCAAGAGAAUAAUGCUUGUUGUACAUUUUACUCCAAUGAUUUGGAUCCAGAAUCAAUUAGUGGGCGCACAAGAAGGCCAGCAAAUGACGUUAGAAUGCCAUUCCGAGGCGUUUCCCAAGUCCAUCAAUUAUUGGACGCGAGAAAACAACGUCAUUAUAGCGAACGGGGAAAAAUAUGAGCCAUCUUUUUCGGACAAUGUAUACAAAGUACACAUGAAGCUCAUGAUACGCUCAGUCGCGAUGUCCGAUUACGGCAGUUACAAAUGCAUAUCUAAGAACUCCCUUGGCGAAACGGACGGCAGCAUCAAGCUCUAUCACAUACCAACGCCUACCACAGAACCGACGACGACGAGUACGCUACCCGUUCCUACUACCGUGGAUCCAGUGGAGAAUAUCCAGUGGUCGCGACAAAAGCCCAUGCCCAGUUUAGAGCCGAGCUCUAAUGAAAUAACCGAUGCAUCUUUGUCGACCGUCGUGAGAAGCGAAGAAACGCGAAUCCGUGGCAGGCCGAGUCACGAAGAGAAUCACGAAGCUGAGAACGUCAUUGAUACUAAUAGCCAUAAAAACGUCGACAAUGACAUCGGGCAGCGAAGAAUCGACAACACGGCGCAAUCGAUGUCAUCUAAAAGCAGCACGUGGCAUUGCGUGACGCGAUCCAGCGCAGCGAUUUGCAUAAUCAUGCUCUCCGCCCUGUCGUAGUCGUCGCGGAGUGAGGAUGAUUGGUCGAUGUCCUUCCAGCUUGCAGUAUAAAUUCUGCAAUCUUUCCUCAACCGCGCAAGGGAUCAAUUAACUGAUGAUAGCGCACUUAUUGAAGGAUUUGCGGCUAUCAACGGCCGAAAA